AAAAAGAAAAAGGAACGAGAAUGUUUGAGUAAUUAUUCCUUGGUAGAACUUACGCACAUAACUGUUCUUAGCUGCAAAAAUUCUCCACUUCCUCCAGUAAGUCUCUGUCUCUCUCUAUCUAAGUACAUUAUUCAGUUUUCUGUUUGUUGAAAACUCUUCUACUUCCAUUGAAGAAGAACACAGGUUUUCAUCCUUGUAAAACUCCCUUUUUACUUCUUCUGCCCACUGUGCUGUUCUUUACUCUUGGAACUUCAGUUUAUGGCUUGAAACAUUUAGCUUAUUUAGGACAUCAGAAGAAAUGGGUUUUAUGUUUUAGCAUAUGGAACUGUAAAUAUUUCAUAGUUUAGCUUCAGUUUUUGAGUUUGUUUCACUCAUGGAAUUGAGAUGGGAUGCUCCUGUUUUUCACCCCUGGAUACCCUCAAAAUUACCUGCACUGCCACUCUUGCUCUUGCUAAUGCUACCUCUAUGUUUGUUUAGCCCAUCUCAUUGUUUUGAUCUUGACCCAGAGGACAAAGCCUCACUGUUGUCAUUCAGGUCAUCAGUUCAAGACCCUGGCCUGAGCUUAGCAACCUGGUUCGGGUCAAACUGCACAAACUGGACCGGAAUUUCUUGUGAAAACAGGACUGGUCGGGUUAUUUCUGUGAACCUGGCUAAUAUGAAUUUGUCUGGUAAAGUGCACCUUGGUUUAUGUGAACUAUCAUUUCUUGAAUACUUGAAAUUAUCUCAGAAUAACUUCAAUGGCACAAUUCCAAAAUGUUUUGGUUCAUUGGGUAGUCUUAAGACUCUUGAUCUUAGUCACAAUAUCUUUAGUGGAGUUCUACCGGAUGAUAUCAUGAGGCUUAGGCAAUUGAGAGAACUUGUGUUGAAUGGAAACCGAGAACUUGGUGGUGUUUUGCCGUGGUGGAUUGGUAACUUUUCGAGCAAUUUGGAAAAACUUGAUUUGGGCUCGAAUUCAUUUCAUGGGGAGAUGCCUGACAGCUUGUUUUACUUGAAGUCCUUGAGGCACUUGGAUCUUGGAGACAAUUGUUUAUCAGGCAAUAUUCAUGAGUUUUAUCAGUCAUUGGAGUUUCUGAAUCUCGCUUCAAAUCAGUUAUUUGGUACAUUGCCUUGUUUUUCUGCUUCUACACAGAGUCUAACUGUUCUGACAUUGGCUAACAAUUCUCUUGUGGGAGGAAUACCUACUUGUAUAGCCUCGCUGGAACUAUUGGCACAUCUUAAUCUAUCAUUUAAUCACCUGAGUUAUGGUUUAUCUCCGAGACUUGUGUUUACAGAAAAGUUGCUUGUGUUGGACUUGAGUUUCAAUGCUUUAUCAGGUCCUCUUCCAGGCAAAAUUGCAGAGGCAACAGAAAAAUCAGGCCUCGUUCUUCUGGACCUCUCUUACAAUCAGUUUUCUGGUAAAAUCCCAUUGAAGAUCACCGAGCUGAAAAGCUUGCAAGCACUAUUUCUUUCUCAUAAUCUGCUUACAGGGGCAAUUCCAGCAAGUAUUGGAAAUUUGACUUAUCUCCAAGUAAUUGAUCUGUCACACAACUCCUUAUCAGGUUCAAUUCCAUUGGAUAUUGUUGGGUGUUUUCAGUUACUUGUAUUGAUACUCAAUGACAACAAUCUUUCUGGUGAAAUUCAACCUGAGCUUGAUGCAUUAGAUAGCUUGAAGAUAUUGGAUGUCAGUCACAACAAGAUUUCUGGUGAAAUCCCACUAACCUUGGCAGGGUUAAAAUCACUAGAGAUUGUAGAUUUUAGCUCCAACAACCUCUCUGGAACACUGAAUGAUGCAAUAACCAAAUGGUCAAACCUCAAGUAUCUCUCCCUAGCUCAGAACAAAUUCAGUGGGAAUUUACCCAGCUGGCUAUUCAGUUUUGAAGCAAUCCAAAUGAUUGAUUUCUCUGGGAACAAAUUCUCAGGCUUCAUUCCAGAUGGUAACUUCAAUAUUAGCUUUCGCAAUAACAAUGGAAACAUUGAUAGAGAACCUAAAGAGCCAUUUAUUGCAAUGAGAAAUGCUGAGAUAAAAAUUUCUGCCAUGGUCAUUGAUAGUAAGGAAUUGAGUUUCAACUACAUGGUUUCUUCAACAGUUGGAAUUGACUUGUCUGAUAAUUUGUUACGGGGUGAGAUUCCAGAUGUUCUCUUUCAAGUAGAAGGAUUGGAAUAUCUAAAUUUAUCUUAUAAUAUUCUCGAUGGUCAGCUUCCAAGUUUGGAGAAAAUGCAGAACUUAAGGGUCUUGGAUUUGUCACAUAAUUCCUUAUCUGGCCAGAUCCCUGGAAAUAUCUCCACCCUUAGAAAUCUGAUACUCUUGAAUUUAUCAUAUAACAGAUUUUCUGGUUCUAUUCCUGUUAAUCAGGGAUAUCGGAGAUUCCCAGGAGCGUUUGCUGGUAAUCCGGAUUUAUGUGUGGAGUCCUCCGGUGAGGGAUGUGACAGAGCAAGCCUCCCUGCUGUACCUGGGAAGACAUUUGAAGAAGUUGAGGGACCAAUACUGGUUUGGGUGUUCUGUAUAAGUGCUUUUGUUAGUUUCUAUUUUGGUGUUGUGGCUCUCUUUUGUUCAGCUCGAGCUAGGAGUUACAUCCUACAGACAAAAGUUUAAUGCAGUGAAUGCUUUCUUCUGUACAUUUACACUUCCCUACUUUUGGGGGUCAAUGUUCUUAUUGAGAGAGAUUAAACUAAAUGCUCAACACAUUAGAAGGUAUGGCAUCUCAAAGAUCGAUUCUCUUUAUCAGCUGAUUUUUAAUGUAACCGUUCAAUAUAUGACAACUUCCGGCUAUUAAGAUUGGAUGACAUUCCAACUGCAAUCUUUUGUGAGGACACAAAAGGCAUCUGAUCUGCUUUUAUCAUCCUAGGAAGAGAAGC
Durio zibethinus is the source of this 2835-nucleotide messenger RNA. Lineage: Eukaryota; Viridiplantae; Streptophyta; Magnoliopsida; Malvales; Malvaceae. The record is from RefSeq and is a predicted model, not a curated record.